CAGAUGGUUUGUGAGUUCCGCACAGGCAAACUGGUCACUCGGGUUACUUAACUAGAGAUAACAUUGAUGCACACACUUCAUCUGCUCCUCCGCAUGUUGAUGCCAUCAUGUCCCUGAUAGUCCUGCUUCUUCUCAGUUUCCUGGAUGGAAUUUGGUGUACUCAGUUCCGUGCACCCCUGAACAUGGGCGGAGUCAUGGGUCAGGUUGAUUUGGACUCCACCACCGGGAUGGCUACAGUCAACAUUUCUGGCGCCGGAUCAUGCGGCCCCUUGAAUUUUUCCCUUACAGAGUUUCCCGUCAUGUACGGCCACUUUGCUGAACCAUGUACUGAGGCAAACAUUGGCGUUAAUAUUUUCACAUUCAGUGCUGAUCCCACUACAACUUCUACAGUCAAUGUUUCAAGUCUUUUUGGAAUGCGCUCCAACUUGGAUGACCUCUCGUUGACUCUGCAGACGUGUAACAACACUCUAGUAUGCACAGUUUUAAGUUCUGGUCAAACAGUCUCAACAAGUCAGGCCAGGUUCAAUGGAGAAAUUGCUGGCGAUGUUUACAUUCGCCGUAAUGUUGGAGGAAACGACGUAAGGAUUCUUACAGAUCUUGUUACAAUCGGUCAAGUCAAUGCCUCCCAGACCAAUAGAACAGUCUACGGCUCGGUCAGUUCAGCUGCAAGCUGCGAUGUUCUCCUUGGCAGUUUAGACUCCACCACAUUGACAGAUCUGGGUGCCAUUAACAUUGGAACACCUUUGCAACUCGGGAAAUCUCGCCUGGACUUGACAAGCUUAAGUAACGACACUGCCUUUCUUCUACUUCGUCCAGGGUCAACGUUCAUAUGUGCAAAAAUCUAUGAUGUUCCAGAAAAACAAGUGAGCGCUCUUGUGGGUAUGAAAGGGAUAAGUGGAUACCUCAGCUUCCGCCAGGCUUCCCCUUUUGAUCGGACAGAGUUCAGAGUCAACCUAACUAACUUGCGAAGCCUGGUUGGUACUUACCACGUGCAUAACUUUCCUGUUCCUACUGGCAGAACAUCUACGUCAAAUCUUUGCUCCAAUGACAAUUUGGGCGGUCACUGGAAUCCAUUUGGUAUAAACGCUAGUUCCCCAACAUCCCCGAAUGUGCCUGGAUCAACACAUGACAUGUACGAAGUGGGUGACCUCAGUGCAAAGCAUAUGUCCCUUGCCGAUCUGAACGUUGUAAAUAUGGCAUUCGAAGACUUCAACCUCCCUCUAUUUGGACGAAACAGCAUUGUUGGCCGGUCCAUUGUGAUUCACCUAAGAGAUGGUGCAAGAUAUGUUUGUGCAAGCAUCGGCUAUCCUGGUGAAGUGGUUGUUGGUAGAGCAAGGUUUCAGAGCCUCGUGGUUGGUGACAUGGUAUUUACCCAGCUGAAGAACAACCCUCUAUCUGAUGUAUCGGUCUUUGUGGUUUUGUCAUACGGAAACACCACAAUGGCCUCAACAAGAAACCACAACUGGCAUAUACACAUGUACCCCAUCAGCUCAGAGAGGGACAAUGAUGAGAUGCGCUGCGGCACAACAGGAGGCCAUUGGAACCCAUUUAACGUUGACACAGAAGACAUCAGUUAUGAACUCCACUGUGGCCCAUAUACCCCGAUAGCCUGUGAAGUGGGAGACUUUGCCAGUAAACACAGCCUCCUCAACCUCAGUGCCACAGUUGGUGGAGUCGAAUCGAAGAGUUUCUUCACUGAUGUCACUUCCUGGUUGCCAAGGUCAGGCAUAAUUGGUCGAUCUGUAGUCAUACAUGAAGCAGAGGGAGGAGGUCCAAGGAUUGCUUGUGCAAAUAUUACAAUGGUGCGUGUCCCCAAAGCAAGCCUAGGAGAGUGGUUUGGCCCUGGCAUGACUACCGGAAAUAUCCAUUUUAACCAGUGGAUCCCAAAUGGCCCCACACGUGUAAACGUGUCCUUGUUCAACCUAAAUGCCAUGGCUGGUGGUUAUCAUGUUCACGUUUUGCCCAUUGAUCCAAACAGCUCCGACCCAUGCUCAAAUGCAAACAUCAUGGGACACUACAACCCACUGUCAGUCAACAUAUCAGAGUCCCCCUCACCGGGAACUGGUACAGUUGACCAGUAUGAAAUAGGUGAUCUCAGUGGAAAAUUUGGCUUGCUGACAGGUCUCAGUCAAUCUGAGGAAGUCUUCAUAGACAGCAACCUACCAUUAACUGGACCUCACAGCAUUGUUGGAAGAUCUGUGGUGAUCCACUACACGAAUGGAUCACGGCUGCAGUGUGUUACGGUUUCUGCUGACAGAAAUACCGAUGGAGAAUGGGUCAAUGCCACGGCUGUUUUUAGUGGCUCUGUGAACGGGACAGUUCAGCUGGUCCAGCAAAUGUUUCCGGAUGGAAGUAGCAGUGAUACCAUCCUGUUGGUGAACCUGCAAUCUUUAGCACGAACCAAUCUCACAGAAGCAACACUGUCCAUAGAUAAUAGCCGUAUCCAAACCAGCAACAGGUGUACUGAUGACCAGGGAACAUUUAAUCCUACCAGCAUGGCAUCACCGAAUCCCAGCUGUUCUCUUGACUACCCUCUCAGUUGCGUAGUUGGCGAGGUAUCUGCAAGACACGGCCCAGUUAGCCUGACCCAGAGACAACUCUACACCGAUAGUAUCAUUGAACUAUCUGGGGAUAACACAGUGGUCUCCAGAUCCCUGGUGCUGAAAGAUGGUGAUGAUGUGCUCGCAUGUGCUGACAUCAACCCAGUAUCUCCCUCAGCAACUCAGACAUUUCCCACAGUGGAAAAUUUCAGCCGAUUCGACUUCCGGAGUAGGGUUGCUAAUGUACUGGGCGUGGUAAUGCCCAGAGUGACCCUCUUGAGCUCUACUCCCACAUCUAUAAAUGGUGGAACAUGCCAGCAAGUCAGCUUUAUGGUAUCAGGGGAUGUCAGUCCAGACCUUCUGAGCUCCGUCAGAGACAGUGAGAUGAUGGGCAUGUUUAGGGAGUCGGACGUCUGCCUACGAAAUGCCGGUAACCGGUUCCUGGCACCGCUGAACAUGGGCGGAGUCAUGGGUCUGGUUGAAUUGGACUCCACAACCGGGAUGGCCACAGUCAACAUUUCUGGCGCUGGAUCAUGCGGUCCCUUGAACUUUUCCCUGACAGAGUUUCCCGUCAUGUACGGCCACUUUGCUGAACCAUGUACCGAGGCAAACAUUGGCACUAAUGUUUUCACAUUCAGUGCUGAUCCCACUACAACUUCUACAGUCAAUGUUUCAAGUCUUUUUGGAAUGCGCUCUAACUUGGAUGACCUCUCGUUGACUCUGCAGACGUGUAACAACACUCUAGUAUGCACAGUUGUAAGUUCUGGUCAAACAGUCUCAACAAGUCAGGCCAGAUUCAAUGGAGAAAUUGCUGGCGAUGUUUACAUUCGCCGUAAUAUUGGAGGGAACGACGUAAGGAUUCUUACAGAUCUUGUUACAAUCGGUCAAGUCAAUGCCUCCCAGACCAAUAGAACAGUCUACAGCUCAGUGAGCUCAGCUUCAAGCUGCGAUGUUCUCCUUGGCAGUUUAGACUCCACCACCUUGACAGAUCUGGGUGCCAUUAACAUUGGAACACCUUUGCAACUCGGGAAAUCUCGCCUGGACUUGACAAGCUUAAGUAACGACACUGCCUUUCUUCUACUUCGUCCAGGGUCAACGUUCAUAUGUGCAAAAAUCUAUGAUGUUCCAGAAAAACAAGUGAGCGCUCUUGUGGAUAUGAAAGGGAUAAGUGGAUACCUCAGCUUCCGCCAGGCUUCCCCUUUUGAUCGGACAGAGUUCAGAGUCAACCUAAUUAACUUGCGAAGCCUGGUUGGUACUUACCACGUGCAUAACUUUCCUGUUCCUACUGGCAGAACAUCUACGUCAAAUCUUUGCUCCAAUGACAAUUUGGGCGGUCACUGGAAUCCAUUUGGUAUAAACGCUAGUUCCCCAACAUCCCCGAAUGUGCCUGGAUCAACACAUGACAUGUACGAAGUGGGUGACCUCAGUGCAAAGCAUAUGUCCCUUGCCGAUCUGAACGUUGUAAAUAUGGCAUUCGAAGACUUCAACCUCCCUCUAUUUGGACGAAACAGCAUUGUUGGCCGGUCCAUUGUGAUUCACCUAAGAGAUGGUGCAAGAUAUGUUUGUGCAAGCAUCGGCUAUCCUGGUGAAGUGGUUGUUGGUAGAGCAAGGUUUCAGAGCCUCGUGGUUGGUGACAUGGUAUUUACCCAGCUGAAGAACAACCCUCUAUCUGAUGUAUCGGUCUUUGUGGUUUUGUCAUACGGAAACACCACAAUGGCCUCAACAAGAAACCACAACUGGCAUAUACACAUGUACCCCAUCAGCUCAGAGAGGGACAAUGAUGAGAUGCGCUGCGGCACAACAGGAGGCCAUUGGAACCCAUUUAACGUUGACACAGAAGACAUCAGUUAUGAACUCCACUGUGGCCCAUAUACCCCGAUAGCCUGUGAAGUGGGAGACUUUGCCAGUAAACACAGCCUCCUCAACCUCAGUGCCACAGUUGGUGGAGUCGAAUCGAAGAGUUUCUUCACUGAUGUCACUUCCUGGUUGCCAAGGUCAGGCAUAAUUGGUCGAUCUGUAGUCAUACAUGAAGCAGAGGGAGGAGGUCCAAGGAUUGCUUGUGCAAAUAUUACAAUGGUGCGUGUCCCCAAAGCAAGCCUAGGAGAGUGGUUUGGCCCUGGCAUGACUACCGGAAAUAUCCAUUUUAACCAGUGGAUCCCAAAUGGCCCCACACGUGUAAAUGUUUCCUUGUUCAACCUAAAUGCCAUGGCUGGUGGUUAUCAUGUUCACGUUUUGCCCAUUGAUCCGAACAGCUCCGACCCAUGCUCAAAUGCAAACAUCAUGGGACACUACAACCCACUGUCAGUCAACAUAUCAGAGUCACCCCCACCUGGAAUUGGCACAGUUGACCAGUAUGAGAUAGGUGAUCUUAGUGGGAAGUUUGGCCUGCUUACAGACCUCAUUCAAUUUGAGGAGGUCUUCACAGACAGCAACCUACCUUUAACUGGACCUCACAGCAUUUCUGGAAGAUCCGUUGUGAUCCACUACACGAAUGGAUCAAGACUGCAGUGUGCUACCGUCUUUCCUGAUAAAAAUACAGAUGGACAAUGGGUCAAUGCCACGGCUGUUUUUGAUGGAUCUGUGAAUGGGACCAUUUUGAUGUUUCAGCAAACAUUUCCGGAUGGAAGUAGCAGUGAUCUCACCGUGCUGAUAAACCUGCAAUCUUCAAGAAGUACCAAUGCGACGCUCACCAUAUCAAACAACAGUAUCAGCAAUAACAACCAGUGUCCUGAUGGCGAAGACGUUUUUGAUCCUUUCAAAAUGACAUCACAGACUUCAAGCUGUUCUCUCGACUACCCUCUUGGUUGUGUGGUGGGGGGAGUAUCUGCAAGACAUGGCCCAGUCAGCCUCACCCAGAGACAACUCUACACUGACAGUAUCAUUGAACUCUCUGGGGAUAACACAGUGGUCCACAGAGCCAUGGUGCUGAAGGAUGGUGAUGACAUCAUCGCAUGUGCAAUCAUCAACCCAUUAUCUCCCUCAGCGAACCAGACCUUUCCCACAGUAGCAAAUUUCAGCCGAUAUGACUUUCGGAGGAGGGUUGCUGAAAUACUGGAGAUGGACUUACAAAGAGUGACCAUUCUGGCCAACUCUCCCAUACCUGUAAAUAAUGAAACAUGCCAACAAGUCACCUUUAUGAUAUCAGGGGAGGUGGAUGCAAAUCUUCUGAGCUCCGUCAGAGACAGCGAGAGAAUGGGCGUGUUCAGAGAGACGCAGCGCUGCUCGAGUAGGAACUCAGGUCAAUUGCUGCGGCCCAUAAACAUCUUCAUCUGGUUGAUACCUGCUCUCCUCUACUGCUUGGGUAUAUUUUAAAUCAGGGGGUCUCUACUUUUGUCAAGCUACUGUACACUUUGACAAAUAAAAAACGAAAGAAAAAAAAAGAAAAGAUGUGAGGUAUUUUUGUUUAAUUUGUAUGACUGCCAAGGUUUAAAUUGUAUUUUAUUUACAAAGACAAUUUCCGCUUAACUGUGCGGUCUAUAAUAAACAAUUGUUAAAUGUCUAAACUGAUGAUUUGUAAAAAAUAUUAAGUGUUUAGGCCAAUAUUCUGUGGAACUUUGGUGACCUCUAGUAGACCCCUGGUGCAAACAUACUGUGACAGCAUUGUUGUCGAACUGAAUGUGUUUAUUGAACAGAGUGCACAUCAAGUUAAUGUGCUCAGCUAAUCUUCAUAAAUAAAGUAUUACCAUAAACACACUUAGCUUACAGUGUAAUAUUAUGUAUUUAAUUUGCACAUAUAUGUAUUUAGGAGAGACCGGUUACCAUUCCAAGACUCUUAUUUAUGGAUGCAAUAUAUAUUUAUAUGUACAUUUGUAUGUAAACUGUAUCCAUCCAUUUCUACCGCUUGUCCUAUAGGGUCGCGGGGGGUGCUGGAGCCUAUGACUCCCCCAAUAAAUCCAUUGUUUGUAAAGUGUGUGCCAGUUAUUUUGGAGGAAAGUUACAUGCAGUUUGUGAGCGAAAACAUGAGAACAUUUUGCUUUUACAGAGUAAACAUAU
Messenger RNA from Entelurus aequoreus (snake pipefish), 6533 nucleotides. RefSeq lists its product as uncharacterized. The record is from RefSeq and is a predicted model, not a curated record. NCBI's taxonomy places the organism in Eukaryota, Metazoa, Chordata, Actinopteri, Syngnathiformes, Syngnathidae. Gene Ontology annotation, molecular function: metal ion binding. Gene Ontology annotation, biological process: superoxide metabolic process. The transcript is spliced from 18 exons. The coding region runs from base 108 to 5852 and encodes 1914 amino acids.